GCGGAGUUGCAUAAUUGGCGUACACGGUUCAACCUCGACUAGCACCAGAGCCCGUCUACGGACAUUCUCUGCUAGCACUCUGUCAUUGUUCUCUACUGAGAGCUAGAUGAGCAACUUUGAACAUGGCUCCUGCAAAGAACAGAGUAUUUUCUAUUGGAGUGGGAAUGACAAAGUUCAUGAAACCAGGGGCGAGAGAUUACCCUGAAAUGGCAAAAGAAGCAGGUCAAAAUGCCCUAGCAGACGCUGGAAUCCCUUACAGCGCAAUAGAACAGGCCUGUGUGGGUUAUGUCUAUGGUGACUCCACCUGUGGCCAGCGGGCCAUCUACCACAGCCUGGGUCUGUCUGGCAUCCCCAUUGUCAAUGUGAACAACAACUGCUCCACGGGCUCCACAGCACUCUUCAUGGCUCGCCAGCUCAUUCAGGGAGGUCUUGCGGACUGUGUGCUUGCCCUGGGCUUUGAGAAGAUGGAGAGGGGGUCUCUAUCCUCAAAGUACAUGGACAGGACUAGUCCAAUGGACAAACACAUGGAGGUGAUGAUCAACCGCUACGGGAUGGUGGCAGCCCCACCAGCACCCCAGAUGUUUGGCAAUGCUGGCCGGGAACACAUGGAGAAGUAUGGCACCAAAGCUGAGCACUUUGCCAAAAUUGCCUGGAAAAACCAUAAGCAUUCAAUCAACAACCCGUAUUCUCAGUUCCGUGAUGAGUACAGUCUAGAACAGGUGAUGAAGUCCAGAAAAGUAUUUGAUUUCCUCACUCUACUGCAGUGCUGCCCCACAUCAGAUGGUGCCGGAGCAGCCGUCUUGGCCAGUGAGGACUUUGUUAGGAGUCAUGGUCUGGAAAACAAAGCUGUGGAGAUCAUUGCCCAGGAGAUGGUGACCGACACGGCCUCCACCUUUGAGGAGAACAGCUGUCUGAAAAUGGUGGGAUAUGACAUGACACGGACAGCGGCUGCAAAGUGCUUUGAGAAGUGCGGGCUGACCCCAUCUGAUGUGGACGUCAUUGAGCUGCAUGACUGCUUCUCUGCCAAUGAGCUCAUCACAUACGAAGCCCUAGGCCUGUGUGAAGAAGGGAAGGCAGGCGAGCUCAUAGAUAGAGGAGACAAUACCUACGGGGGCAAGUGGGUGGUGAACCCCAGUGGAGGCCUCAUUUCCAAAGGUCAUCCCCUUGGAGCCACAGGCCUGGCGCAGUGUGCGGAGCUUUGCUGGCAGCUGAGGGGAGAGGCUGCGGAGAGGCAGGUGCCGGGGGCAAAGGUGGCCCUGCAGCACAACAUCGGCCUUGGAGGAGCUGUGGUGGUCACACUCUACAGGAUGGGAUUCCCUCAGGAUACACGGCCCCGGAUUGGAGCAGUGCUCACUAGUGCAGCCAGUGACUUGGAUGGCUUCAAAGCUAGUGCUGUCUUUAAAGAGAUCGGCAACAAAUUAGAAGAGGAAGGCGAGCAGCUUGUGAAGAAGAUCGGCGGCGUCUUCGCCUUCAAGGUGAUGGGUGGCCCAGAAGGGGCGGAUGCCUUGUGGGUCGUGGACGUGAAAAACGGCAAAGGCUCAGUGACCAACGAUGCAGAUAAAAAAGCAGAUUGCACCAUCGCCAUGUCAGAUGAAGACCUUCUAUCCCUGAUGACCGGGAAAAUUAAUCCACAGACUGCAUUUUUCCAAGGAAAACUGAAGAUCACUGGAAAUAUGGGAAUGGCCAUGAAACUUCAGAACCUGCAGAUGACCACUGGCAAAGCAAAGCUGUGAAGUCACACAUCCUUGAUUCAUGUAUUUGUCUUUCUUCCCCUUUACAAGCGUUGAUAAGAUUGACAACCUGUCUGUGAACUUCAGAUUAAUAAUUGCUGCUUACUAACAAUGAUCAAGAGCAUUUUAUGGCCACGUCAGUCUCAGUGUGGAAACACCAUGGUCCUGUCUUUCUUGUAGAGACUGAUGUCUAGCAAAACUGUGUCUCUCUUGCACAAGCACUACACUAAGUAAUUGUUAAAUGGUGUUAAAAGGCCCUACCGUGAGUUUGUGAGACUGUUUACAGUCUUUAACCUGAGUAAUUCUUGUGCUAUUUCCAGUACAUAUAAAAAUUGAUGAUGAGGCUGGCAGGAGUAAAUGUUGUUGUAUGCACGUCUCACAGGGAGGCUACCCCGGGCGCGUAACUGAAGCGCUCCGUUCGCGACGCGUAAAAUCUAUUUUAGAAGACUGGUCUAUUUCUUUCGAACGUACGUGCCGCCAUCACAUGAAAUGCCAUUUUACUUUAUCAUUACAUUAAUAAUUCCCUGAAGACUUUGAUAUUAAUUAAUGUGGACAGUGCAAUUGCAGUGGCCCUUGGGUGAUUAAUUGUGAUUUGUAGUAUAGUUGUUGACAUUUAAGUACCGGUACAUUGUAUAUGAACCACAGAUGAAUUUCAUGGCAGAUGAGACAUGAGGCAUUUCUACUGCAGUUUGUAAGACAUAAAUUGUUUGCUAAUUACAUACUUGUCAUCCACCAGAAUAAUUAAAUAACAUUACAUUUUGGGGAAAAAAACACAAAUGUGUGUAGUAGGGGGUCUAUGCAAUUUUCAAUGUAAUUUUUUGGAGAGCGAUUGGUCUUCUUUAGUGAUUGAACUUGUGUCUCCAUUUUUUCUGAGUAGUUUCUUAUACCUCUCUCACAUUUUAUAUUUUUCUCUGUUAACAAGACACUACAGGUGAACAGGGUAUAUUUUUAACUAAUAUACCGGUACUACUAUGAAAUGUUCCCAGUUUUGUUUACAAGAUAUGAAAAACAAAAUUGAGAAAACAACCUGUAUAGAUAUGGAAUUGUAAUUGAUCAGUGUCCAACAGGAAAAAAUGGAGACAUUUUUCUCACUUUUUAAGACACCAAGAAUCAAGAUAUGACUGUCUCCAAAAAUAAACUAAUGAAAAUGAAGGGCACUCACACUGGAUACAUUUCCCUCCCCCUUACUAAUGGUUGAGGAGGCCACUUUUGUUGAUUUGUAUCAAAUAAAGCUUCUAUUAAUUUUCUAUCUA
This is a messenger RNA of Alosa sapidissima (American shad), 2983 nucleotides long. It is a transcript of the gene scp2a, whose product is annotated as sterol carrier protein 2a. Bases 123 to 1733 code for a protein of 536 amino acids. The transcript has 16 exons. Lineage: Eukaryota; Metazoa; Chordata; Actinopteri; Clupeiformes; Clupeidae. Gene Ontology annotation, molecular function: acyltransferase activity, transferring groups other than amino-acyl groups. The record is from RefSeq and is a predicted model, not a curated record.